Messenger RNA from Contarinia nasturtii (swede midge), 1094 nucleotides. RefSeq lists its product as uncharacterized. The record is from RefSeq and is a predicted model, not a curated record. Bases 441 to 887 code for a protein of 148 amino acids. Lineage: Eukaryota; Metazoa; Arthropoda; Insecta; Diptera; Cecidomyiidae. The transcript is spliced from 4 exons.
UUCAUACACAUGAAAUAGACAUGAACUCGGUAAACUUCAUUUGCACGUUGAAAACAACGAACUACGAAGCGUCGAGACAUUGAACAGUAAUUGUGAUUUAUUGUGUUUAUUUAUUUCAUCAUUGCUCGUCAAAGAAAAGCGUGAACAUUUGAGCGCCACAGUUAAAUAUAAUGAACACGUCUGAAAUACUUAGUCUUAUAGCUGCCGCCACACUGGAUAUAUCUAAAAAUUCAUCGAUCGAAACAAAACUGAAUCGAAACUUGAUUUUAAUUAUUAGCACACGCAAAACAUUUGCUCUACAUUUUUAAUCGUGAAUUAUUUAUUUUACGAUUAUUAUAUAAUUGCUUUACAGCUUUAAAGAAAAAAAUCCGCAACGAGAAAAAAACAGACGGAAUUUAAAAUUUAAUUUAGUGGUGAUUGAGACCUGAAAUACGUGCAACAUGCAGUUUUUUAUCAUUUGUACCGUGUUAUUUGCUGUGUUGAUUGGUUCAAGUUCGGCAUUUUUUAAUUUUUUUCCACAACCAACAAGUGGGUGUACAGUUCUUGCUGUCGUACCAAUGAGAGUUGACGCUCCACAUCCUUCUAGUAUAUACUAUAAAGCUCACCGUUUUCCGUCCUUGAAUGAAAAACUUAGCGAAAACCAAAGUCGAUUCAAUCGUAAUUUACAUCAAGUAUGGGUGGAUGCACCGGAUCCAACGUACUGCGGCAACACUGGAGGAAGAUGUUGUUUGAACGCUUUCAUCCCCUCACAGUACGAAUGGCGUAUAUUUGCAACGGGAGAUAAAAAGAAAAUUGCCAACGAACAACUAUAUAAUAACAGAGACAUUCAUUCAUGGACAUAUAAAGUAUGGACUGAUGCCCCAUCACGUUUUUGUAAUAUUUACUAAUAUACUUGCCGUACCAUCCAUAAAUUGAUCAACGAAAAACAAAAUCAAAUAUAUUUUUUUUUUAUUUGCCUAACAGAAGCAUAUAUACGCUAAUUUCAAUUUUACUUGUGUCAUUCUACGAAAUUAUUUCGCAAACAUGUGUUUCACACAAUCCAUAUAUUUGAGCAAUAAAAAAAAGAACGAUUUGAGUUGAUAACAAAAUUUAAA